AUGGAUCCGCUGUUAGCUGGAAAUCAAGGCGCGCUUCCUGAAGACAUGCAAUCAAUAGUGUAUAGUUUUGAUGACGAACUCACUUCGACAGAUUCGAUAAAUGACGAAUUAAUGGUCAAAUUGGAUGAAUUGCUGUCUUCGGAAGUUAAAAAAAGAAUUUAUGCAUUACACAGAUUCGCAUUAUUAUUUCCAACUCUGAGCGGAGAUACAAAAACACAAUUACUUUCUAAACUUCAGCAACUUCUUUAUAAGGAAGAAGAGAAGGAUGUCAAGAACCUUGCUAUCAUACUAUUGGAAAAAUUAAUACUUGACCAAUCAAUAGAUCGUGGAAAAAUACUUGAUAAUCUAAUUAAUCAGUGUUGUAAAGAGCGAUCUAAUUCGACUGAAAUCAAAUGUCGGAUAUAUGAAUCAAUUCAUGACAUUUUAAAGAUUGAAAAUAUAAAUUUCCAUCCUUCUUCAAUAAAUAUGUUGCAAUUGCUUUGCGUGCAAGCAAGUAACGAUCUAACCGAUUUACAUUAUAGCAUCCGAUCAGUGUGUAUCGGUUUGCUAUCAACGUUAUUACCCAUUAUUAAUAUGAUGGAAACGAAAGGUGGCCAAAACAAUUUAAAUGCACUAGAAUUUCUGAAUGAAAUACAAAUUCAAAAGAUGAUUCAUCGUUUUGGAGAGGACCCCGAUCCAAGAGUUCGAACUGCUGCGAUCAGGGCAUUUCUUCAUCUACAUCAGCGUGGUUGUAAACUAGAUUUGUCAUUAUACAAUUUGGUUUUGAGUACCAUUUAUCCUCAAGAAAUGAGAAAUUAUGUGUUGGAUGAUGGCGCAAUCCAAAAUAUUCGAUUACUAGAUGAUGCUUUUACCAAAAUCUGCGAUAUGGUAAAUGACAGAUCUGUAAAGGUCAGAAGUAAGGCAUGUACUAUAAUGGGAAGCUAUCAUCAAGUUGAUGAAUCGAUUCUUCUUGAAACAUUAAGUCAAGAGAUUAUUACUCAUGGAAAGUCUUGGAAGCCUAUUACCGGACACAGUAAAAGCAAAAAACCUAGGUUUAUUCCAACUCCUGAAGGUGAUUUAGAUGUAGAAUCAGCAGAAUUGCGUAUUUUGAAAUCGAGUGCUUGUGGUGCAUUUAUUCAUGGUUUAGAGGAUGCAUAUCAGGAUGUUCGUAACGCAGCGAUCGAUUCGAUGUGUCAACUAUGUGUGCAUAAUGAAAAAUUUUCGAAACGAUCAGUUGAAUUUCUUGUGGAUAUGUUUCAGGAUGAAAUUGAUUUCGUGCGAUUGAAUUCCAUCAAAAGUCUCCACAAGAUAGGCACACAAUAUCCUAUCGAAUUGGAUUCUGAAUUAUUGCAAAUUACACUUAGUGUGCUCAACGAUGCAGAUCCUAUGGUUCGGGAAUCGACACAUGGAAUGUUAGGAGUUGCGAAGCUAAAAUCAUCUGAUUUAAUACCUAUUUUUAUUAAAUCAUUGUUAGCUAGUAUGGCUAGAUAUCCAGAAGAUCAAUUGUCAAUUUAUCAAUGCUUUGGACAUGUUGGAUCUACACAUGGCGAUUAUAUUGAGCGUUUUGUCCCAAAAUUCUUCAAAAUGGAAUCAAGUUAUAUCUCCAAAGAAAUCAACCAAAAUGCUCCUGAACAUGUUGGGCAUUUGAUUCUGGCAUUCAAUGCGUCAAUUUCAAAUCCCAAGAUAUUGUCUAUGCUGCCUGCAUACACUAGUCGGCAUUAUGAAUACCUUCGCAUCAAAUUUCCACAAUGCUUUCCAGAUGUUAAGUUUCCUGGAGAGACACCCAAACAAAGUGCUCAAUCUGCGAACAAUGAUGAGCACAUACAAUUAUUUAUGGAAAAUACAAUAAAAGCUGUUCUUGAAUUGGAACAUUUAUUCAGGGUUAGGGAUUUUAAGGCAGCAUUGCGUAGCAUUAAAUGUUGUAAAAGCAACUUGAAAUAUAUAUCGCAUGUACCCAUGUUUUCUGGUAAUGCCAAAUUUUUCCUAAAAUAUUUAGAAUGUAUAAAGGCCUUGAUCAAAAUUAAACAAAGUUAUAUGGGAGUGAAUUCUAUAAACUCAGAGACAGAUACUGCAGUAAACUUGUUAACGCUUUCUUAUGUUAUGGAAUACGGCUUUCUGGGACUUGAGAGUUCUGCCAGACAAUUUUUGGGACACGAACUUCUGAUGGAUGAAACGUGUCGUAUUCAAAAAAAACUCACGCAGGUCACGAUGGAGCCUACAAUCACUAACAUAACAUCUUUGUUUGACUAUAUCUUGGAUUUCAAUAUUUUAGAAAUUGGCUUCAAUAAUGCAGUUAAAUGUUCCGAAGCUACGAUAAUACGACCAGUUUCUAAUCCCAAUCCGGCGCCUCCAAUAGACUUCCAAUCCCAGUUUCCUCUCACAAUUAAUGUUGAAGCGGAAGUGAACAACGUGGAUGAUACAAACACUUUAGCUGUUCAGAUAACCUUGCCGGAUCAAUCUAUUCAACAUUUUCGUCCUUCACCAGCUGAUUUGGUAGCGACACAACCGAAUAACUAUCAGUUAAAAACUCAAAUCGAUAUUUCUCAAAGCGCUUGGACAGGUCCAUCUUAUAUCCAGCUCAAGGUAGUUCGCGACUUUCAGCCUGAUAUUCCUGAUUUGGAUUUGGAUAAGCACAUCAUGCGGACAGAAAGUACAUUGGAUCUUUCAGAUUCAAUUGAAUUUUACAUAUGGCCGAAAGAUUCGUCUAAUUGGGUGCGAGCGUAA
This is a messenger RNA of Dentiscutata heterogama, 2703 nucleotides long. NCBI's taxonomy places the organism in Eukaryota, Fungi, Glomeromycota, Glomeromycetes, Diversisporales, Gigasporaceae. The record is from the annotation of a GenBank genome assembly.